Molecule: messenger RNA, 564 nt
Organism: Miscanthus lutarioriparius
Lineage: Eukaryota; Viridiplantae; Streptophyta; Magnoliopsida; Poales; Poaceae
Source: the annotation of a GenBank genome assembly
AUGGAGACCUUUGGGCACUAUCUGGACUCCUACCUUGAGCUGGGGGCCCAAGGGACUAGAGGUGGCAUACUCUUGGCAUGGAAUAAGGAUAUGAUCUCAAUGUCAAAUGCUGUGAAUAGAGUUUUCACCAUCUCAGCUAUGAUCAAAGUUGCCUCCUCUGAUACCCAGUUUCUAAUGACUACAUGUUAUGGACCAGCGGAUGAUCACAGAAAAGAAGACUUCCUUGCUGAACUGAAUGCUAUCAAGCCAACUGUUGGGGUACCAUGGAUCAUCUUAGGAGAUUUUAACCUAAUCUACCAAGCCAGUGACAAAAACAACCUCAACCUCAACAGAAGGCUGAUGGGAAAGUUUCGAAGAGCUCUAGAUGAAUGCGAACUCAUGGAGAUUGCACUGCAGAAUAGGAAGUACACAUGGUCAAACGAAAGGGAGAACCCUACCUUGGUGCGUUUAGACAGGGUGUUUUGCAACCAUGAGUGGGAAACGGCCUUUCCAAAUUUCACCUCAAAUGCUCUGGCAAUGGGAGCCUCAGACCACUGUCCACUGUUUCUCACCCGAAAAGAUUGA